CUAAGAAAUCUUUCUUUCGACUCCUCGGCUCACCGACCCCGCAUCACUUGCGCCAUUUGAAACUCAGUCAGUACUUCCCCCUGCACACCUGGACUCCUGAGUUCACAAAGGUGGAAACAAUAGAGGCAGCCCCAGGCCAGGAAAAAGUUCCGUUUAAAUGCAAACGUGCCGGGUGAGUCUGGUUCCAGCCCGCAGCCUAGGCGGGUUUGGCUGAGCUCUGCAGCCUCCCCCCUGCUGUCACUCUGGCGUGAGGCGGCGGGGCGUUUGGGAUCGUCCAAUCAGGGGAGGCUCUGGGGCAGGAGGGUGGGGCCGUGCGCUGGACUUCCUGUGAAGGUGGCUUCCGGCUGCUGCCGCGCUGCGGGUGAGCUGUCUUCUGCCGUAAGUGUCUUGGUGUCUCUGCCAGAGCCUUUGUCGUACUGUGACCUGCACUGGCCGUGGGGGUCGUAGGAAGGACUCGGGGGACCCAGGAGCCCUGGAAAUGGACUCAGUGACCGUUGAGGACGUGGCUGUGAACUUCACCCCAGAGGAGUGGGCUUUACUGGAUCCUUCACAGAAGAAACUCUACAGAGAUGUGAUGUGGGAAACCUUCAGGCACCUGGCCUCAGUAGGAAUAACAUGGGAAGAUUGUGAUCUUGAAGAUCAGUACAAAGACCAGGGGAGAAAAGUAAGAAAGCAUAGGGUAGGGAGACUCUGUGAAAGUGAAGAGGGUAGUCAGUGUGGAGAAAACGUCAGCCUUCUUCCAAAUCUCAGUCUGAACAAGAAAACUACAGGAGCUAAACCAUGGGGAUGCAGUGCAUGUGGAAGUGUCUUCACGCAUCAGUCAUCCCUUACAACACACAUCAGAUGUCACACUGAACAUAAAACAUAUGAGUAUCAAAAAUUUGGAGAGAAGCCAUAUAAAUGUAAGAAAUGUGGCAAAGCCUCCACUUAUCUCACUUUACUUCAACCACAUGAAAGAACUCAUACUGGAGAGAAACCCUAUGAAUGUAAAAAGUGCAGUAGAGCAUUUACUUCUUCCAGUCAUCUUCCACUUCAUGAAAGAAUUCAUACUGGAGACAAACCCUAUGAAUGUAAGAAGUGCAGUAAAGCAUUCACUUCUUCUGGUCAUCUUCGACUUCAUGAAAGAAUUCAUACUGGAGACAAACCCUAUGAAUGUAAAACAUGCAGUAAAGCAUUCACUUAUUCCCGUUAUCUUCAAAGACAUGAAAGAAUUCAUACUGGAGAGAAACCGUAUGAAUGUAAGAAAUGCAGUAAAGCAUUCACUUCUUCUGGUUCUCUUCACACGCAUAAAAGAAUUCAUACUGGAGAGAAACCCUAUGAAUGUAAAACAUGCAGUAAAGCAUUCAUUUAUUCCCGUUAUCUUCAAAGACAUGAAAGAAUUCAUACUGGAGAGAAACCCUAUGAAUGUAAAACAUGCAGUAAGGCAUUCACUUCUUCCGGUUCUCUUCACAUGCAUAACAGAAUUCAUACUGGAGAGAAACCGUAUGAAUGUAAGAAGUGCAGUAAAGCAUUCACUUCUUCCCGUUAUCUUCGACUUCAUGAAAGAACUCAUACUGGAGAGAAACCCUAUGAAUGUAAAAAAUGCAGUAAAGCAUUCACUUCUUCCAGUUCUCUUCAAAGACAUAAAAGAAUUCAUAGUGGAGAGAAACCCUAUGAAUGUAAGACGUGCAGUAAAGCAUUCGCUUCUUCCAGUUCUCUUCAAGUUCAUGAAAGAACUCAUACUGGAGAGAAACCCUAUGAAUGUAAGACGUGCAGUAAAGCAUUCGCUUGUUCCGGUGCUCUUCAAGUUCAUGAAAGAACUCAUACUGGAGAGAAACCCUAUGAAUGUAAAACAUGCAGUAAAGCAUUUACUUCUUCCAGUUGUCUUCGACUUCAUGAAAGAAUUCAUACUGGAGACAAACCCUAUGAAUGUAAGACGUGCAGUAAAGCAUUCACUUCUUCCAGUCAUCUUCGACUUCAUGAAAGAACUCAUAGUGGAGAGAAACCCUAUGAAUGUAAAACAUGCAGUAAAGCAUUCACUUGUUCCCGUUAUCUUCAAAGACAUGAAAGAAUUCAUACUGGAGAGAAACCGUAUGAAUGUAAAACAUGCAGUAAAGCAUUCACUUCUCCCAGUCAGCUUCACAUGCAUAAAAGAAUUCAUACUGGAGAGAAACCCUAUGAAUGUAAAAAAUGCAGUAAAGCAUUCACUUCUUCCAGUUAUCUUCACAGACAUGAAAGAAGUCAUACUGGAGAGAAACCCUAUGAAUGUAAAAAAUGCAGUAAAGCAUUCACUUCUUCCAGUCAUCUUCGAUUUCAUGAAAGAACUCAUACUGGAGAGAAACCCUAUGAAUGUAAAACAUGCAGUAAAGCAUUCACUUCUUCCAGUUCUCUUCAAGUUCAUGAAAGAAUUCAUACUGGAGAGAAACCCUACCAAUGUAAAAGAUGCAUUAAAGCAUUCGCUUGUUCCAGUUAUCUUCGCAUUCAUGUAAGAACUCAUACUGGAGAGAAACCCUUUGAAUGUAAAAAAUGCAGUAAAGCAUUCGCUUGUUCCAGUUAUCUUCGAGUCCAUGAAAGAAGUCAUACUGGAGAAAAACCCUUUGAAUGUAAAAUAUGUGGUAAAGCCUUCAUUUCUACCAGUUUUCUUUCAAAACAUGAAAGAACGCACACAAGAGGGAAAUCCUAUGAAUGUAAAAUCUGCAGUAAAGCACUCUCUUCUUCCAGUUCUCUUCAAAGACAUGGAAGAACUCACACUGGAGAGAAACCCUUUGAAUGUAAAAUAUGUUGUAAAACCUUCAGUUGUACCAGUUCUCUUUCAGUACAUGAAAGAACUCAUACAGGAGAGAAGCCCUAUGAAUGUAAAAACUGCAGUAAAGCAUUCACUUGUUCCAGUUCUCUCCGAAAACAUGAAAGAACUCACACUGGAGAGAAGCCCUAUGAAUGUAAAGAAUGCAGUAAAGCCUUCACUGCUUCCAAAUAUCUUCGAGUGCAUUUAGGAAGUCACACUGGAGAGAAAGCCUAUGAAUGUGAGGAACGUGAGAAAGGCUUUAGUUCUCAUGCAAACUUUUGAGGAUAUGCACAAAUGCACACUAGAGGUAAAAGCAGGUAGAUAGAAACAAUUUGGGACUUUUCUCACCCCAGUUCUUUCUUGAAGGCAGAAAGGACUCAUUGGAUAAAAAUGUCUUCAAUGUUGAGAGCUUGAGAAAGAGUUCAGUUGGCCUACACCCUUCUAUGUGAAACUCCCACCAAAAAGAAACGUAAACGUAAGUCAUAUGAGAAAGCUUCAUGGAAAUUAAUUUGUACAUGAGGUUCUAGAAAACGUUCAACAGUAAAGAGUCGCUAUCGAAGUGGUAAAUAUGUUGUACUUGUCAAGCCUUUCUUAAAGUGCAACAUUAGACUGUGGAUUUCUAUUAAUUACUUCAGAAAUGAGUAUUGAGGUGAGAUGAUUCUGCUAGUCAUCCUUCAUAAAUAGUACAUAAGAUUUAUAGGUAGUGCUUUUCCCUUAAAUCAGUUAAUUUUUUAUCUUUUGGUUUUUUUUGUAAUGUUUUAAUUGUUUUGUGUGAAGGGGGUAUUGAAACGUGACAGUUUGUAUUUGUUGUGAUUUUCUUACUGGCCUUGUAUUUACGGUUCCUGCCUGUGCCUCAUCCAUUGUACAUAUUGUACAUGUUUCAGAGAAAGCUCCUUUCUGGGGGUGGUGGGUGGAGGAGCCUGUUUUUAUUUUCUGUACUGUUAAACAGUUGAGAAAAAAUUUAUGCAUGGCACGUUUAUCCAAGAGUAUACUUCCUGUGAAUUCUUAGUUUCCUAUUUGUGCCUUUGCUGUUUGUCCUUCCUUCUGACUGUCAUUUGGUGAAUAGACUUUGAAUUAAGUAGAGGCCUGUGGCAGGGCAACAAAAUCUAGAGCUGGACACAUCACCCCUGUACUUCAUUAUGUCAGUGAGGGUUAUCUGAAGAGCUAGAUAUUUAAGAUUGCGUCCCCUUGAUGGUUGCUUGUUGAAAUUCCACAAUGGCCUCACUUGCAUGAGAUUUGGAAAGCAGAAGCACACAAGGCCUUAGGCCGAUUUUCGAGCCAUCACCAAGGGAGGGAGACAGUUACAUAGGAAAUUCAAGGACACCAUCUUCCAUCCCUUUUUCUGGAUUCUUUGCCCUUCUUGUCAAGAGUAUCUUGGAAACCACCAAGAAUUAGUUGAUUUCUGUUUUGUUAAAGAUGCAUUUUCCACCAGUUUCACAUCAAAGAUCCAUUCAAGGUAGGAUCUUUCUGUAAGACCUCUUGUGUGCACCAGGAAGCCAAUUCCGACCUUUGUGCUGGGAGCGUUCUCUGAUUCCCCUUUUCUCUAGAUGAUAAUUGAGUAAAGUCUAACGUGUAUGGGAAACACCUUUGCUGCUCGUAGUGCUAGUGAGCACAUUUUCCUGCUUCACCAUGGCAUCUACAAAGGGAUGUAAAAAGAAGCACCUGCGAGUUUGUUUCUCUGCUGCCUUGUGCAGCAGCUGCCUUGACCCACUUCUUCCAUGUGAGAACAAUCACCUUUCUCAUGUUGGGAAGACUGUGUGUGUUUCUUGUUACUUGCAGCUUGAACGUAUUCCCCCAAUGUGUUGUCAAUGACCUUUGAGUGUGUGUCAAUAAAAGUGUGUCCAUCUGUUUGGGAAUGAA
Molecule: messenger RNA, 4624 nt
Organism: Equus caballus (horse)
Lineage: Eukaryota; Metazoa; Chordata; Mammalia; Perissodactyla; Equidae
Product: zinc finger protein 709
Biological process (GO): regulation of DNA-templated transcription
Cellular component (GO): nucleus
Molecular function (GO): DNA-binding transcription factor activity, RNA polymerase II-specific; RNA polymerase II cis-regulatory region sequence-specific DNA binding
Source: RefSeq, a predicted model, not a curated record